AUGCUGCUAUCUCUGGCCUUGACGGCCCUUGCUCUCCUGCCAGCAGUGCAGGCAGCUCCCCCCAUCCACCACCCAAUGGGUAUCUACCGCCGUUGCGGUCCAGUAUCCAAAUACUACAACCAACAAACCUCCGAUUGGGACACCUACAAGACCGGUGACUGGAUCAACAACUGGUGGAACAAUAAUACCGGUCUAAUCUCCAAGAGCUCCGGCGGGUUCGCUGGUGCCUUCGGUCAAUGGUCGAUGGGCAACCCGGACUGGAGUUGUCGAGACGAUGGGUCGGACUCGGACUGUGAUCUGCAGCUGUGCGAUAACCGUGUGCUCAAUGACCGUGGAAACGAUAUCCGUCCUACAUACUACGUUCUCGAGUCUGUGAAUCGACUACACACAUACUUUACUGGUAUUGGCGAGGCGUUCACUACUACGGCUCUGGGUGCGGCUUUGUCGAAAGAUUCGUGGGCCACGACUUUCUACAAGGAUAAGGAUGACAAAAGUGUCACUGCACUGAAGGAGGUACUUGUUCUUGUCACCACUGUCGUUGGUGUUGGUGCUUCAUUUGCUGGGUUGGGCCCUGCUGUUGCCGGUGCCAUUGCCGGUGCUGGUAGUGCGCUGACCAGUGGAGGAAUUAACGCUGCUGUCAACACCCUUCCUAACCACCAGGAUGACACCUUCGAAAAGUCCGCUGACCUGGGCGGUAUCCUUGGCAGUAUCGUCGUGGACUCCCUGAAGUCUUUCACGACUGCGAACAACCAAUUGAUGAGCGGCCAGUCUUACGGCAACGCCGAUAUCCGCAGCUAUCUCUCUGGUGGAGCCUUCCUUUCCUACCCCGGUGUCGACAAGAACGCAGUCACCGACGCCAUGACCAACAUGCUGGUCGGUGUCUCCAUCAACCAGCUGUACCGCACACAAAAGAUCUUCAUCAUGGGCGGUGGUUCCUGUGGCGACAACCAGGGCAUUGGAUCUGGACCACAGGAAGCUACCGUUUGCCGCGAUGGCAAGGCUUGGUACUUGUAUUACUGGCAGGAGAACGAUGUGAUCUCCACGACAUCUCACCAGUGGGGAUGGGUUGCCUCUCCCCCAGGAGCCGAUCAGCUAGGACAGGGUGCCUACAGCGGUGUCAGCGUCCAAGACAUCAUCAACUCCUCCCUCGACGCCUACAACGUCGCCGGCUACAACUACGACUCCAAAACUGCAGCUGAUCGUGCCUCGGACGCAGUUUCCAGCGCCUGGGCAAGCCCCGGCUCCCAGGGUGCGUCUUGGGAAGGUAUCUUCACGAUCCCGGUGUGUGAUGUCAGCGGUGCAGUCGACUCCGAUUACCAGGACAAGGAGUAUAUCCUGCAGCCUUACGGCCAUGACAGCCGUCCUGUUUGGUGUGGCGCUAUUUGCAGUGGUGAUUCCCAGAAGACUAGUGACUUCAUCAAUGCCGCUAAUAUGGGCGGGUUCCAGAGCCCUAAGCAUCUCUGUAACUCGGACCCUGGAUAUUAG
Messenger RNA from Penicillium soppii, 1485 nucleotides. RefSeq lists its product as uncharacterized. Lineage: Eukaryota; Fungi; Ascomycota; Eurotiomycetes; Eurotiales; Aspergillaceae. The record is from RefSeq and is a predicted model, not a curated record. The coding region runs from base 1 to 1485 and encodes 494 amino acids. The transcript has 3 exons.